AUGAAUACUGAUGAAAAAAUUACUAUUGAAAGCAUAUAAUUCGUAGUUAAAAAGUUUUAAAAAGUUGGGUUUGAAGGUUUGAAGCUCGAAGAUUUGGCUAUUGCAGUAGCAGUACCAGAAUUCAAAGAUUAAUUUUUAAAAUAAACUGGUUUAGAUUGGAUGCAUAAAUAUGAAUAAAAAGCACUUGAAAGGCUCCGUAAAGCUCACUUUGAUAUGUAAUGGAUGAGCAAUUAAAUUAGGGAAGAAUUUAACCAGUUAUUUGUCUUUGUAUAAAAGGGUGAUUUAGAAAAAACUAAAUAAUUUCUUAAAAAUUAUAAUGAUAUGGAAUUAGCAAAAUAAGCUGUUGAUUAAUUCAAUAGAUCUCCUCUUCAUGUAGCAUGCAAAGAAGGUCAUACAUCAAUAGUAGAGUACUUGCUUCUUUAAGGAUUUAGCGUAUUUGCAAGAGAUAAAUCCCUUAAAACGCCUCUCCAUUAUGCAGCUUAUCAUGGAUAAGAAUAUAUUUGUGAGUAGCUGGUCAAAAAAGGUGCCUUUAUAGAUUCAACAGACACUAAAGGAAGAACUGCUUUUCACUAUGCUUGUUGUGGUAACAGUGCAAAAAUAAUUGUUUUGUUUAUAGGUAUUUGUCCUGAAAUUAUAGAAUCAUAGGAUAUAAAUCAGUUAACUGGGCUUCACUAUUCAAUUUUGAAUUCUUCCUUGAAGUAAAUUGAUAUAGUAAGAACUUUGAUAGAAUUUGGUGCAAAGGUCAAUUCAAGAGAUAAAGAAGGAAAGACUCCUCUUUAUUAUGCAGCUGAACAAGGAAGGACCAGAGUAAUUCCUAUAUUAAUGUAAAAAGGAGCUGAUAUUACUUUAGCAAACUAUGAAAAUCAUAAAACGCCUUUGGAUGUUGCAGUUAAUGAACAUACAAGAGAACUUUUAAUAGUUUAUAGUUCAGCUGCUUCAGGAGUAGGAACAAAAAAAGAAGAUAUCUAAUGGAUGAAUGAAGCUAUUAAGGGACAAGGUCUUGGAGUUGUAGAAGUUCCAUUUAGAGAAAAAGGUGAUACUAAUGCAUCUUCAUAAGCUAAAAAAUCAAGGAAAGGCUAAAAGCUUAAUGAAGAAAAAGGUACGAUAUAAGGAUGGGCAAGAGAGAGAUUUUUUGACAUGAUGAAAAAAGUUUAAGAGGAAGGAGUGAAAGUAAAUUAGCACUUAAAAAAGCCCUUUAUUUAUACAGGAAGUUGGAUGGAAAACAUAACAAAUGUAGAAGAUUUAUACAAUCUGCUGUAAGGAUUAACUUCUACUGAAGCCUGCUUAUGUGUUUUUAAUAUAUUAUGUCCCUAUGAUAAGCCACUUCCACAAGAAGAAGAAAAAGAAGUAAUUGAUAAUUUUUAUGGUGAUGCAUGGCAAAUUUCAAUAAAAAAGCCUAUGGAAGAUAGACUAAGAAAAGAAUUAGAGAUCUAAGAGAAACUGUAAAAGUUUGAAGAUUUUGAAAUGAAAUUAGAUUACAAAGACAAACUUUUAAAAGAUAAAAUUGAAGAGCUAAAAAAGCUAAGAGAGGAAAACAUGGACUUAAAAGUUAAAGUUUAAGAAUUAGAUGGUGUUUCUAAUAAAGAUGGUAUGAAUUCAGAGUAGGUUGAAGAACUCCAACAAGAGGUAAAUAGAUUGAAGUAGGAAUUAAAGGAGAAAUCUCGUCUAUUAGUUGAAAAAGAUAUGGAAUUAGAGUUAAUUAAAAUGGAAGGAGGUGGAGGAGGAGCCUCUGGAGGAAUUGGAAAAUCUACCUUAGAUUAAGAAGGAUAAGAAGCCAUGAAAGAAUUGAUUAAGUUAAAGGAGGAAUUGAGAUUGAUUAAGAUAGAGCAAAAGAUGCAAAGGUUCAAAACAGGUUAAAUAUUUGUCAAGGCUUUAAGCGAAGCUAAGAGAGCUAAAGGAAAGAAAGAAGUUGAUAAUAUGAAUGUAGAAAUUCUGUAGGAUGAUGAAGCCAUCAUAAGAAUGUACAUGUCUUUAAAAAAUAAUCCUCCUAAUUUCAUUUAAAGAUUGAAAGAGGUUGAUAAAGAUGGUGACAAUAAAAUCACUUAAUCUGAAUUCGUUAAAUAUUGCUCUAACUUGUCCCUUUCUAGCUCUGAUAUUGGUUGCCUUUAAAGAGUAGCUGGUUUCUAUCAAGGAAAAAAACUGUUAGGUAUUGCUGAAUUUAAGACAAUUUUAGAAAAUAGACCAAAGUAAAGACAGAUUUGGGAAGAAUAGCUAUUCAAAAAAGUGAUUGAUUCUAUUAAUAGCAAAAAAAUUCCAUUAGAAAAAUUCUUCGAGUUUUUAGAUACAGAUGGUAGUGGUGAAAUUUCACCUUCAGAAAUGAGAGAAAGGUUUGAAGCUCUAAAAAUAACUUUAAAUUAGAAAGAUUUCAACAGUUUUUAUUGUAUUUUUGAUAAAGAAAAAGUGGGAUCUAUUUCUAUUUAAGAAUUGAAAUCUACUUUAGAAAAUUAUUUAGACAAAUCUUAGAUUCAUGAAGAAGAUGAAGAAGAAGAACAUUAAUAAGAAGAAGAAGAGGAAUAAUAAGAUGGCAGCUAAAAAAGAUAACCUAAUGGACCUGAUAAUAAUCCUCUUUGCAAAGUAGAAAAUAAAUUAUUCUUGUAAGAAGAAGUUGAUAUAAAUGACGAAUAUGACUAAAUAGAUGGAUCCCUAAAAUUGUAGCUUCCUACUUUAAGAAAUAUAGACCCAAAAUAUAAAAAUAUCUUCCUUAAAAUUUCCCUCUAAGGAAGCAUAGAAAAUUAGAUAGUCCACCAAACAUAAAUUUAUAGCUCUUUCAUUAAAGUAGCUUAGAAAUUCAGAUUUAGAUAAGCAAACACAUAACAACUUUCUAGAUAUAUAUCAAUAAAGAUUUUCUUUAGUUAGCAAAUGGAUGAGGAGAGUUAUCUUGGUGAGGUGCAUUUUGCAUGGAAAGGUUGUUUAAGAGACCCUAACUAAUGGCACUGCAACCAAGAAUUUACUUUACUUAACUUAAGUUACCCUAAAAAAACUGUGUAAGGGUUUUUGGCUGUUUAAGCUAGAUUUAUUCCUUAAAUGCUACAAGAUAAUCAAAAUGAAAGACCUGACACAGCAGUUUAAGAGAUAGAUGAAAAUAUAGGAAAUAAUAAUAAUGCAAAUAAAUAAUCUUCAGAUUUGUAGAAAGAUUAUAUAGAAUAGUAAAAGAAGUACAUGGAACUACAAGAAAAGUUUAUCAAAUAGUAAGAAGAGAUGCUAAAACUUUAAAAGUCAUAGUAAAAUUAAAAACCACCAUUAAUAAGCAAAAAUUCUUAGAGUAAAUCAUAAUCAGCUAACAUAUAGAAUUCAAAUAAGAUUACAAGUAAACCAUCUUCUAAUAAGAUAGAUGCUGAUAUUGAUUUGGAUGGUAUUUCAUCAAAUAUCGAUGAUCUUUUAGGAGAUUCAUAUUUGGAUUAACUUGAAAUCUAAAAAAUAGACUCAAAUAUAGAUAAUAUAAUUAAAACAAAAUAAAAUAAAACAUCAAAUAAAUCCUAAAAUAAAAUUGGGUAAACUCAAAAUAAAAGCAAUGCAACCAAGCAAUCAAUUAGCUCUUAAAAAAAGAUUAAAACUUAAAUAAAUGAUGUUUCAUCUAAUAUAGAUGAUAUUCUUGCUGAUUCUGAUUUAGCUAAUCAAUCUAAUCUUCAAAAAAUAGAUUCCAACAUUGAUAAUCUCAUAAAGAGCAAACCCAAAUUAAAUACUAGUUAACAGAGUGGUAUCAUGGGCUAAGAUGCUAGUAUUCACAAUAUCAAUAGAUCAAUUUUAAAUUAAAUAGAUGAUAAUUAUGAUUAAGAUCUCUCUCCAGUAAAAUAAGUAUCCAAGAGAUAAUACAGCAAAAACUUUAAUAAAAACCUUGAUUAAUUAAUACAUUCAAUGAAUUCUGACAUAGAUCAGCUCAUAAAUAAUUCUGAAAUAGGAUAUAAUCAGGAUGAUUUGGAAUAAAUUGAUUCAAAUGUUGAUUUAUCACAAAUCGACGUGAAGAAAUGA
Messenger RNA from Tetrahymena thermophila SB210, 3969 nucleotides. RefSeq names its product EF hand protein. NCBI's taxonomy places the organism in Eukaryota, Ciliophora, Oligohymenophorea, Hymenostomatida, Tetrahymenidae. The transcript has 6 exons. The record is from RefSeq and is a predicted model, not a curated record. Gene Ontology annotation, molecular function: calcium ion binding; protein binding.